Molecule: messenger RNA, 4255 nt
Organism: Centrocercus urophasianus (Greater sage-grouse)
Lineage: Eukaryota; Metazoa; Chordata; Aves; Galliformes; Phasianidae
Gene: CDC42EP3
Product: CDC42 effector protein 3
Exons: 2
Coding region: 2437-3198 (253 amino acids)
Source: RefSeq, a predicted model, not a curated record
CCAAGCCGUUCUAUGGUUCUCUGAUGUCUAGGUUAUACUGUAUGUUGAAAAACAGGCCCUCUGUUUAAUACAGAGCCAUUAUCUUUUGUCUACAAAUUGUAAUCUCAGGAUUUUCAAUGGGAUGACUCAUGAAAUUUGCAACAAAGGUAGCUUUUGUUUUUAGCAGAGCAAAUGCUGCUUGCAUUAAGUGUACAGUUUUUAAUGCUCUCUUCAUUCGCAAUGUGGAAGGCAAGGCCUUCCCAAGAGCAGAGGCUGCUCUGUAAAGAGGGAUUAUAAUUCCUGGCACUGAAAUCUCUUGCAGCAUCGUCUGAGGUACUGUGGUUUUACACUGCCCCUUACUGGAUUUUCUGAUAGUGCAAGAACUUACUAUCUGGACUAUAGUCCAGAACUGCUAUCUGAAUGACCAAAAGUUUGCUCUAUUUCAGGUUUUUGUGUGUUUGCAUUUUUUUCCUCUAUACUGUAAUUUGAAUAAAAUAUAGAAUUGGUCUUUCACUUUGAAACUAGUAACUACUAGGCUUCACUUUCAACCACAUACAAUCUCUGUAGAGUUGAGGAUGUUGUGUUCCUAAAUUGGCUGCAAGGGUAGAGUGAUAACCAAGGUAAGGUGAGGGAUGAAACAGUGUGGUGAUUUUAUUUUAUUAUUUUAUUUCAUUUUUUAAAAUCUGAAAGGUAGCUGAUUUGAGUGAUCAGUUCUGUUCUACGAUGCAUGGCACAAGCAGAGAUCUCAUUUAGGACUGUAUAGACUGUAAGAUGCAAAAGGGAGUUAAGUAGAUGGAGUUUUGGUAUGUAAUUGGAAUCCCAUGAUAUUCUGUAGAUCCUAAUGAAUUAGCAUUUUUUUGUUUAGAGGGAAGCUGUGCAGGAUUGCAAGCAUUUCAAAAUUGAGCUUAAAAGUAUCAAAUGUUCUCUGCAUUCAUAGAACAUUUGGCUUAUUUUGUAUGACAGUAUUUUCUGUAUAUAUCUGUUGUACUUCUGUGUGAAGUGAUUUUCAGCCCUAUCUGAAGUGCAGUAGAUAUUUUGUGGAAAUCAAAAACCAAAAUGCUAACUUGGCAAGAUUCCCAGCUCCCCUUGUGAUGCAGAGUUAAGCACCCAACUGAAGGAACUAAUUACUCAGGUUAGAGGAUUUGUGAAAAUGCUUAAAUACUUCUUGGCCAUCUGUCUUUAUUGCCAGUACAAAGCUUUCGAACUGAUGAUUCUUGCUGGACUUAAUUUGAUGAAGGAAUAUCUCUGCUGGGGCAUGUAUGAAAUGAAGAAAAAUAUAGGUAGCUUCUCUUCACAUAUUGCACAGGGAGAGAGACGCAUUUCUGUGGAAAAAACUGCAAGCUACUUUACAGAAUUAGAAUGGAAAUGGAUAGUAAGAGAUUUGGGGCUGGGACUUUUAGUGAGGAAUGGCCUGUAAUGCUCUGCUUUCUGGAUUGAAUUGGGAAGAGUACAAAGAUGCCCAGGAUAAAAAUGCUUUUAUUCUGAGAUUCUUAUAGUAUCUUUUUUAUUGAUUCCUGAGCAAAGAAUCACACAAUUAAAGCAUUAGUAAAGAGUAUUUUUUUCCAUAACCAAUUGACCCAAUAGCCUGUUAACCCUUGUGGACAGCUUUAUCAGACUUGUCAGAGACAAGAUUCUAGUAGGAAAACUUUGUUUUAAAAUGAUUUGAUGUACAGAACAGUUCUGAGUCACCAUACCUUCAUGGCCUACAUAGCUCAUGAGCUACAGUCUAAAACUAAUUGCUAUGUAGAAUUCCUGCAGUCUAAAGACUAUGGUCACAAGAAUCAAUCCCUUCUAAAACAUGUUCAGAUAUUUGUAACUGAGGAUGUGGACCAGUACUUUCAUCAGAUGUCUAUAAUUAUCCUUUUACAUUAGCAUAUUUAUCAGAAAAGCUAUUUGUGACAGUUUGUUCCAAUUUAUAAAUGACGAUAUCAAAAGUUCUCAAAUCCAAGGUGAUCUACUCCCACUAAAAAAAAAUAAAAUUGCUUGAGUGACUUUUUAGUCUUCCUGCAUCUACCAAAAGCUUUAUGUUGUUGAAUGUUACAGAUCAGUUUCUGCAUUUGCACUUCAAGACCAGCAUUUUGAAUGUCAGAAUGAGAAGAAGGAUUCAGAUAGUGAUGUUUACCAAAUGGACUGUGCUCAGCAACCGUGUCUAAGAAACUCUGACUUCAAAACAAGUUAUAAAGUCAGAGAAAGGUCUUCUCAAGUUCUUGAAGUUGGAUGUUUGGUUGCUAACUGGCUUGAAACUUGUGCUCCAUCUUGCAGAAUCCUCCAACGGGAGACAUUCACAUACCCUGAAGUUCCCUACCAUAGAAGAAGGGGACUUGAUGUGCAAGAUUGGUACAAGAUGAUGAUGUAACAUAGCUCAUACUGAAGGUCUCCCGAGAAGAACUGGCUUUGUAAGGGACUUCUCCUUUAUUUUUUUUUUUUAACACAACUCCCCCUCUAUCUAGAAGCAAGAUGCCAGCCAAGACACCCAUCUACUUGAAAGCCGCUAACAAUAAGAAAGGGAAGAAAUUCAAACUAAGGGAUAUCUUGUCUCCUGAUAUGAUCAGUCCACCACUUGGAGAUUUUCGUCACACCAUACAUAUUGGAAAAGAGGGACAACAUGAUGUUUUUGGAGACAUCUCCUUUUUGCAGGGAAACUACGAAUUGUUGCCUGGAAAUGAAGGAGAAACUAGAGUUAGCCAAUCUGGUGGCCACAGUGAAUUCUUAAGGGCAAACAGCACUUCUGAAUCCAUGUUUACAGAAACUCCAUCACCAGUGCUCAAAAAUGCUAUUUCCCUUCCUGCCAUUGGGGGUUCUCAAGCUCUUAUGUUACCUUUAUUGUCACCAGUGACGUUUAAUUCAAAGCAAGAAUCCGUCAGGUCAUCAAGAAACCCACGGCUUAGCUGUGAGCCAGUAAUUGAGGAGAAGUUGCAGGAGAAAAGUAAACAGAUGGGGAAUGGAGAAACAUACAAAGAUGAUGUAUGGGAACAAAAUGGUUCUUCAUCGCAUUUUAUUAAUGGUAGAGACAGUAACUCAUCCAGCUUUUCUGAACGAUGCACUGAUUGGCAAACAGUUGAUUUGCUUGAAGAUAGCCGACUUCCAUGUGAACUAACCAAGACAAAGUCAGAAGAAUCCCUUUCAGAUCUUGCAGGCUCUCUUCUCUCAUUACAACUUGACUUGGGACCUUCACUUUUGGAUGAGGUCCUCAAUGUAAUGGACAAGAAUAAAUCUUAGAGCUGGUACUCCUUGCUUUCUUAUAAGUGAUUCACUUAAAUAAAAAUAAACAAACGCAGUUCAAGAGAAGAGACACUUAAAAAUCAGCUGUAUUUGCAGCUGUUUGACGGGUUUUCUAAAAAUAUUCAUAAAGUACUAUUUUUUUACCUAUUGUUUUUCAUAAUUUUUAUGACACUAAAUUCUCAUAGCAAGAAGGUAAAUUUUAAUAACAGUUUUCAGCAAGUAUGAAAUGUUUUUAAGUACCAGUAUAAUGAUCAGAAACUUCAGAAACAGAAUUUGAGGAUGAUACUGAUCGUGACAUUUGGUUAGUUCACUUCCAUGGGCUUCUGAACAUAUGAGACUCUGUAUGAGACUCUGUAAGUGUCAGAAAGGAGAUUGGUAUUAAUUAUUCACUGUUAUAAAUUAUUGCAACAUCACUUUACAUGUAGGCCUCUUUCAGAAACCUUGUGCUUGGAGUCUUGGUUGUGUUCUUCUUCAUUUUUCCGUACUACCAUUUCUGUUAUAUCUUCACAGUAACUAUUUCUGCAGUCUUAUACUGCUCUGUAACCAGAUGUAAACAGUUGAAGGCUUUUUCAGCUUCAGAGUGUCAACUGUUCUGAGUAUGCACGAAUUUUCACAGUUUGAGGCUUUGGGCCUGAUGUUGUAUAUGAAAUGAUGUGUUGUAAACAGGUGACACAUGCAAAAUAUGAUGGUUAAAUUAUUUUAGAAGUUGAAAUAUAUUUUUGUGUGUAUCUUGGCUUUUUAUUGUGGAGCCUACACAUACAGUAUCUCAUCAAAAUAAUUGCUUGACAUUAUUGGUGCUCUUCUGAAAAUUGUAUAUUUGUGUGUUUGAAAACAAAUAUGUAUUGAUACUCCUUGCUUUUUUUCUUCAUUUAUUGCCACACAUGCUUAAACUUGCAACCAAAAGCUUUGGUUUUUCAAGAAGGCACUGGUUAUUCACAAUGCUUGUGAUGUGUGCUGCAACAGGCAAUGUUUUGGGAAACGUGGAUCCUUUAAUACAGUAUCUACAUGGAUUGCAUAGAUAUCUUGUGCAAUACAAUAAAACAAAUUAAAUUAC